Molecule: messenger RNA, 3582 nt
Organism: Eimeria mitis
Lineage: Eukaryota; Apicomplexa; Conoidasida; Eucoccidiorida; Eimeriidae
Exons: 6
Coding region: 1-3582 (1193 amino acids)
Cellular component (GO): nucleus
Source: RefSeq, a predicted model, not a curated record
AUGAGCUUUGCACCGUUCGCUGUCUCAGAGGGUUGGCUGGUGGGGCCCGCCUUGCGGCCGGGCCCCUUCGGUGGUUCUCUGCUCUGUACCCAGGGAGCAGGGGCCCCCCCGCCCCUUGCAGCUGAGGGGGGCCCCGAGGGGGCCCCCGACGGGGGGGCCCCGGGGGCCCCUCAAGAGUCCCUUGACGGAACCCCAGCAGGGCCCCCCAAAGAGGAUUCUUUGGGGGGCCCCCAUGGGGGCCCCCUCCCCACACUCCUUAUGGGGGCCACCGAGGGGCCAGCCGUGUCCUGUGCCUCUUGCCCCGGCGAAGAUGCACCUACUGAAUCUGCAGCAGCAGCAGCAGCAACAGCAGCAGCAGUAGUAGUAGCAGCAGCAGCAGUAGGAGCAGAUCGCCCGCCAUCCUCAUCUUCCUUCCCAGCCGAAGCGACAGCAGCAGACGCAGCAGCAGCAACAGAGGCUGCAGCAGAAACAGAAGCUGCAGCAACAGAAGCAGCAGCAGCAGCAGCAGCAGCAGCAGCAGCAGCAGCAGGGGAAGAUGAAGUACCUGAUACACAGGACCCACAACUCAAGGAGUGGGCGCCGUCGCCCCCGCCCCGUAUCUGGCGCUGGCUUUUUGAUUUCUUAGAGCAGCAGAUCAAGGCUCUGCCUGAGCCCGUACCCUGUAAAGACACAGCAGCAAGUGCAGCAGCAGCAGCAGCAGCAGCAGCAGAUGAGAGAGAGGCAGAGACGCAUCCUGCAGCAGCACCAGCACCAGCAGCAGCAGCAGCAGCGAGUGAGGGGACUGAGAAUAACCAGCAGCAGCAGGACCCCUCUUUCGUGGGCGCAGCUGUUGCGCCUUGUAAUGAUUCUGCUGCUGCAGCAGCAGCAGCAGCAGCAGCAGCAGCAGCGACAGCAACGACUAGUGCAUCUACAACUGCGCAUGCUGCUGUUGCUGACCAGCAGCAGCAGGACCCCUCUUUCGUGGGCGCAGCUGUUGCGCCUUGUAAUGAUUCUGCUGCUGCACCUUGCGAUGGCCCCCCUCUGAGCUUCAGCAGCAGAGGUACCUCAAGCUCUUACUUCUCCUGGACGAGCGGGGGGGGAGAGGGUCUAUGGGGGCCCCUGUGGGCCCCCUCAGGGGGUUUGGGUUUGUGGGUAGACAGCAGCAGCCGCAGCGGCGGCGGCGGAGAGGGGAACGGGUCCCAGGGGGACCCGCAGGGGGGCCCCCAGGGGGGCCCCCAGGGGGGCCCCCAGGGUAAGGAGGGGCCCCCCCCGCUGUUCAGUAAGCAGCGGCGGGUACGCUCAGCAGUAAUGAUUGUGCUGCAGGUUGCUGUUGACUUGCUGCUGUCGGCGCAGCGGCGCUCGCAGCUGCUCCUCGAUGCUAUCGGGGCGGGGGGCCCCAACGGUCCGAAGAUGGGGGCCCCCCCGCAUGCACUCUUGGGGGCCCCCUCCAGUGCUGCAGCGUCCUUCAGGGGGCCCCCUUCUGCGUCUUGGGGGCCCGGGGGGCCCCUCGGAGCAACGGACGGGGCCCCCGCGGACGCCGUCAGGCCCCUCGCAUGCCUGCAGCAACAGCAACGGCAGCAGCAGCAGCAGCAGCAGCAGCAGCAGCAGCAGCAGCAGAUGCUUUCAGGGGAAACAGAAGGCAUCGACUUGAACAGCAUUUGGUGCUCUACACAGCCCGAGCUGCGGCUCUCGCGGCUCUGCCAGGACACCAUGAGGACCCUGCUGCAGCACGUAGAGGAUGAGGGGGCCCCGGCGCAUGCGGGGGGCCCCCCGAACGGGGGGCCCCCCGAUGCAGCAGCAGAGAAAAACAAGGGUACUGGCGACAAAACAAAUGCUGAGGACCCCAACAACGUGCAGCAGCUGCUGCACCGACUCGAAGCGACGCAGCAGCUCCUCGAGCAGCAGCAGCAGCAGCUGGAAGCAGCACUGGGGGAAUUCAGCUGCACUGUUCCUGCUGCUGCUUCUGCUGCUGCUGCUGCUGCUGCUCAAGAACCAGCAGCAGGCGCACCUGAACCAGCAGCAGGCGCACCUGGUGGGGGCACGCGGCAGCAGCUAGGGGCCCUCUCUUUGGGUCAGGACCAUACGGGGGGCCCCCUUACGACUCUUUCUGGGGGCCCCCCUGCUGCUGCUGCUGCUGCUCCUCUGUACCCUGAAGGGUCUGCUCGAGCUGAGGAGAUAAAGCAGCUGAUACGGCAGACGCAGCGGGAGGUGCGGCAGCAGCAGCAGCAGCAGCAGCAAAGCCUGGACGUGCUGAAGGGUCUCCUUGCGGAGUCACACACGCUGCUGCAGCGGCUCGAAGCAGCGCAGCAGCAGCUGCAGCAGCGAGCUUGGCUUACUGGGGUUCAGCUGCGUGGCCUGCCUGCAGGGGGGGGAGGGCCUGUUGCUGCUGCUGCUGCUGGUCGUGUGGAGUGUGUAGGGUCUGUUGCAGGAGCAGGAGCAGCAGAAGAUGCAACAGCAACAGCAACAGCAACAGCAGCAGCAGCAGCAGCAGCAGGAGCAGCAGCGCAGCAGUCUAGAGAGGUGCUGCGGCUACGCGUGCAGCAAGAAGAUGAAGUCGCAGCUAUCAACAUGGGCUACAGAGAGCUGGAGGAGCAGCUGGGGGCGAUGCGGGAGAGUUUGUUGGCGAUAGCGAGAGCAAAGGAGGAGACAGAAGCAGCAGCAGCAGCAGCAGCAGCAGCAGCAGGAGGAGCAGCAGCAGAGGGAGCAGCAGCAGCAGCAGAAGAAGAUGAAGAGGGAUUGCUGGAGCAGCCCCCUUCUCUCGGGUGCUCUCCUCGGGCUCUGCUGCAGCCAGUCUAUGAAGGGACAGCACAAGCAACAGCAGCAGCAGAGCAGCAGCCCGUGCUGCUGCUGCUGCCCAGCAGCAGCCCGCGUAUUGAGAUAUUCCAGGGCCCUUUCUUUCAGCCGUAUGUAAACUGCAGACGCGGAGACACCGCAGCAGUUCAGAUAUUUACAACGCGAAAUCUUAUUAUAGACGAGCAGUUCAGGCCUGAGUCCCCAGCAGCAACGGCAGAGGGAGCAGCAGCAGCAGCAGAAGAAGAUGAAGAGGGAUUGCUGGAGCAGCCCCCUUCUCUCGGCUGCUCUCCUCGGGCUCUGCUGCAGCCAGUCUAUGAGGGGACAGCACAAGCAACAGCAGCAGCAGAGCAGCAACAGCCUGAGUCCCCAGCAGCAGCAGCAGCAACACCAGCAGCAGCAGCAGCAGCAGCAGCAGCAGCAGCAGCAGGGGGAGGAGGGGGAGAGGAGGGGGCUUGUGUACAGCCACGUGUUGUUGUGUUUACAGCACGAGAUGAAGGGACACCCCAUAAGAGCAGCGAGCUAGGAGACGGGCUGCCUGAGCUGGGGGUUGACGUCUCCGUAUGGAGGCCUUAUAUUUCUAUAGAGUGUACAGACAGCUGGGAGCCUGAGGUAUACAUAGGCCCUUGCUGCAGCGACAGCAGCAGCAACAACAGCAGCAGAGAAGCUGCAGCAGCUGCAGCAGCACCUGGGAUAGAUAGCAGCAGCAGCAGCAGACAACCAGCACCAGGACAUAUUGUUAUACACGGGCUGUGUAAGCCCACACUAGAAGAGAGAACGGCUCUGCCAGCAGCAGAAUGCCCAGCACUAUAA